Messenger RNA from Xylaria bambusicola, 1910 nucleotides. Its product is annotated as major facilitator superfamily domain-containing protein. The record is from RefSeq and is a predicted model, not a curated record. Gene Ontology annotation, biological process: transmembrane transport. The transcript is spliced from 3 exons. The coding region runs from base 353 to 1756 and encodes 467 amino acids. Gene Ontology annotation, molecular function: transmembrane transporter activity. NCBI's taxonomy places the organism in Eukaryota, Fungi, Ascomycota, Sordariomycetes, Xylariales, Xylariaceae. Gene Ontology annotation, cellular component: fungal-type vacuole membrane.
UGUUACUCGCCAAGGGAAAUAGUCAUACUUAGGCCCUAGUAUUACGCCUUUGUGAUGUGCAAAUAGUGAAUUCAUAAAGACUCGAUUUAUGGCCCAAGGAGGCAGCUCGUCGCCUCGGUUAAGCCGGUCCGUAUCUCGUAGUUUGAAGAGUCAAUGGCGACAGUCUUACUUAGUACCGACACCGGCGGACCCCUCGGGCUCUGUGCCGGGCGAAAAUACACUUCGCGCCGAUCCAUAAUUCUUCCUUAGCCGCGAUGACGAUGGCGACAGUGCGAUAGUCCUUCACCUUCUUUCUCUCACGACCGUCGUUGUCAUUUUCAUGUUCUGUAAACCUCGAUAGAUAUUAUUCACCAUGUCCACGGUGAUGAAUUCCGCCCGUUGGUUCUAUCAGGAAUUUGGUCUUGCCUCGGUCCACGCGACCGGUAGAAAUGCUUACUUCAUCAUCUUAGCAAGGACCUGUCGCAUGUUUGCCUAUGGCACCAACUCUUUAAUACUAGCCAUCUUCUUUUCUGCCCUUGGCGUUUCCGACAACCAGAUCGGUCUUUUCAUGACCCUGACCCUCGUCGGAGAUGUCUUCCUCGGAACAUUGCUGUCACUUGUGGCUGAUCGCAUUGGGAGACGACGAGUACUGCUGGGCGGGUCGGUCCUCAUGAUCACGAGCGGCGUGGUAUUCGCCGUCUUCGAGAACUUCUGGAUUUUACUCCUUGGUGCGAUCGUCGGCGUUAUCAGCAUCACAGGUGGAGAUUUCGGACCAUUCCGAAGCAUAGAAGAGUCCAUCAUAUCGCAACUUACAACCUCGUCGACGAGGUCUGACGUGCUUGCAUGGCACGUCUCAACGCCGUUGAUAGGAUCGUCACUUGGCAGUGAGGUCUCGGGGCGCAUCCUCCACUGGCUUCAGGGCAAGGAUGGGUGGUCGGAUGUCGACUCGUAUCAUGCUCUCUUCUGGAUCUACGCAGGGAUGGGCUUCGUCAACCUCGCCCUCGUUUCCCUACUAACUGAGGCAUGCGAGCUACAGCAGGCAGGCAGCGAUUACACUCAAAUUCCGCAGGGCGAGUUUGAGAUUCAAGAGCCACAUGGCAGUUCGGAUGCUCCGUCCCUGGAACCGAUCGAUGUUCCGACCGAGAAGUCGAACCGAAUCACCAAGGCCUGGAAUUGGUUUUCUACGCAGCUGGGACAGAUCUCGCGCCCAACGAGAUCGACCAUGUAUAAAUUAUGGUUUCUUCUCGCCGUCGACUCACUUGCCGACGGUAUGGUGCCAUACUCACUGACGAACUACUUUUUGGACACCAAGUUUCACCCACUCAAGUCUACGCUCGGCGACGUGACGUCGGCUAGUUAUUUCCUCGGCGCGCUCGGCGCGACACUCGCCGGACCCUUGGCCAAGAACAUCGGCCUUGUAAACACGAUGGUCUUCACCCACAUUCCUUCUUCAGUUGCCGUUCUUGUCUUCCCGUUCCCGCCCUAUUUCUGGAUGGCCGCUGCCCUCCUGCUUAUCAGAGCAGCACUAAAUAGUAUGGAUCAGGCGCCGCGCACCGCGCUGAUCGCUGCAGUAGUGAAGCCCGAAGAGCGGACGGCAGUUAUGGGGAUAACCAGCACAAUACGAACAUUGGCCGCAAUGGCUGGUCCGUCGAUCACUGGGGUUCUGGCUUCAAAUGAGCACUUCUGGGUCGCUUUUGUUGCUGCUGGUGUUUGCCGUUUGGCGUAUGACUUUGGUCUAUACGGGCUUUUCAUAAAUCUGAAAGUCGACGGCAGGUAAUAUCAGUCAAUGGCUUAGAAGGAAACAUAAAGUUGGGGCAGACAUCAUCCUCUGUCGACUCUGUUACUAAUAGUCCGGAAACGUACUAAAGAGGGUUACCAACAGCGGCCCACAACUCCCAUGACGGCGUCGUGUUUGGCUUUAGCCUAGCAAG